Molecule: messenger RNA, 1653 nt
Organism: Lactuca sativa (garden lettuce)
Lineage: Eukaryota; Viridiplantae; Streptophyta; Magnoliopsida; Asterales; Asteraceae
Product: transcription termination factor MTERF15, mitochondrial
Biological process (GO): regulation of DNA-templated transcription
Molecular function (GO): double-stranded DNA binding
Source: RefSeq, a predicted model, not a curated record
GACUGAAAGCGGAACGUUUUGUUUUAGGGUUUUUUUCAAGUGAAACCCGAUCGUAGAUAGAGCGCAAAAUCCAGAAGCGUAAAUCGCAUCAAUCCUCAAUCCACAGGUCAAUGAUCUCUCUCCAUCAUAACGAUUUCUACUUGCAAUGUUUAAUCUUGUCGGCAGAAACUUGACAUUUUCUGUGUUCAAAACAACAUCGGUUCAUAGAUUAUUUCCUCGCACAUCAUAUUCGUCACAAGCAGCAUCAGAUAACUCAUUCACAGUUUCUUACCUCAUAGACUCAUGCGGAUUCCCUCCAGACAAGGCGAUUUCAGCUUCGAAAUGCCUAAGCAUCCAAACCCCAGAUCGAGCAGACUCCGUGAUAGCGUUUUUCAAGAAGCAAGGCUUCACAGAAACCCAAAUAUCUCAUUUAGUGCGAAAAUUUCCCAGGGCUCUCGCAUGUAAUCCCCAAAUAAACCUUUUUCCCAAAUUUGAGUUCUUACGUUCUGUAGGACUUUCAGAUUCUGAUAUUGUCAAGAUACUAAUUGCAAGACCCAAAUUCCUUCGUAAAAGCUUGAAGAAUAGCAUAGAACCUACCUUUAACUUACUUAGAGAUUUACUCCAAUCCAAUGAAAAAACUCUUGUUGCAAUCAGGAGGUGUGCGUGGGUCUUGGAUUUGGAUUCCCGAGCAAAUGUGAUUCCAAAUAUGCAAUUAUUGCGUGAUGUUGGUGUGCCUGGAUCAAAGAUGCUGUAUGUAUUAACUUACCACCCUAGAGAUAUUUCAGAUACUAAAGAACAGUUCAAAAAGGCAGUGGAAGAAGUUGUGGAAAUGGGCGUUGAUCCUUUGAAAACAAAUUUCAUGUCAGCUGUUCACGCACUUAGGUCAAUAAGCAAGUCCAAUUUGGAGAAGAAGAUGGGGACUUAUGAGAAAUGGGGUUUGUCUAAAGCGCAGAUCUUGCUAGCUUUUAGGACUAAUCCAUGGUGUAUGAUGAAAUCGGAGGAGAAAAUCAAUAAAGUGAUGGAUUAUCUUGUUAAUAAGAUGGGGUUUGAGGCAUCCAUUGUUGCAAAUAAUUCUGUGCUCAUUUCCUUGAGUAUGAAGAAGAGGAUUAUUCCUAGAUGUUUGGUUUACCAAUAUUGUUUGGACAAUGGAUUGAUAGAAGGUACGAAUGAAUGUGGUUUCUGCUGGUGGUUGAAGUCUUCUGAUAAUAUAUUUAUGAAGAGAUUGGAAAGAUAUGAGACAAAAGCUCCAGGUGUUCUACAAUUCUAUCGAGAAAAGUUGGAUCAUGUGAAUUGAGAUGUUUCAGGUACCUAGGUUGAACAUGUGCUAAAUUUGGUUACAUUUUUCCUAAAAGAAGAUAAAAGCAUGUUGCUAUUGUUUGCAUUUAACCAAUGAAAGUUGACGAACAAUCGGUACAACCUACAAAAAAUCAUAUUGCAGCAAACCCUAAUUGCUUUUGAAGAACAACUAAUUCAGAGCAACAAUGAAUUUUUUAAAAAAUCACUGAUUUCAAGAACCUACAACAAAUCAUGAAGAAGAUAUUGUAAUUCCUAAACAGAAUUUGUACAAUCUUUUAGGUAAGGAUUGUAAUUUCAUAUAUUUGUUUCUCCGAACUCAUUUCCACACAUGUGACAACGCAUACACCUCAAAAUAAAAGAAAAUUGGUUUUAAAUUAA